AUGCCUCUCCAGUACCAGAUCGGGCCGUUUCAAGCCCCUUUGCUCCUCGACGACGAGAGUGUCCGGUCGACCAACCUAUCAAAGCAGUCCUCUCAUUCCGAAAACCUCCCUGACAGGGCCCCUUUUCUGCUCCGUGCCCACAGUAGCACCUCGAGGAGCUUCUACACGCCCGAGCCGCAGCCGGCCCGAGCCUCUUUCCUCUCACGAGCCAACAGUCGCCGUUCACAACCGCCCGAGAAGACAUCCUACCACUCCCUACAAGCAGAGUUGGGCGACAGAUCUGGACAGGAGUUUUGGCUGCACACGCGAAAGUCUUUUCUUCUCAAGAUCGCAGUCGUCUUCGUCCUGCUGCAGCUGCUUUUCCUGGCAAACUUGUCGUACCUCUACGGAUCUCUGUGGGGAUCCAACAGCCGUGUCUCCUCGUUGAAUGUUUUGUGGCUGGACCUCGACGGUGGGACAAUCGGUGACUCUGUCAACAGUGCUUACGAGGGCCUUCGAGGCCCCAGCUUCCCUUCAUUCGAGAAGCCUUCUGCCAAUGGACCGAGCUCUCUUGCUGAAGCAGAGGACGCAGUCAAAUCUGGCUCGUACUGGGCGGCUUUCGUGGUAAACCCCAAUGCGUCGGCGAGGCUUGAUGGUGCCCUCGCCGGUGGCCAAGCGGCUCAGACGUACCAGGCCUCGGAUGCUCUCACAUACAUAUGGAACGAGAUCAGAUACCCUCCAUUCUCGGACGAGGCGUUGGAGUCCAAUUUCGAGGUCCUGGCAGAGGCUGCCGAACAAGACUAUCACCACAGACAUGGCCAAGCCGUGCUGCAGACUCUGAACCGAAACCACAGUGCCGCCGUGCAGGUCCUGUUCCACCCUAUCGGGAUCUCUGCUGUCAACAUUAUGAAAGCCACUCACCCGACAAGGUUGCUAUACAACACAGCGACGAUGGUGAUGCCAGUGCUCGAACAGUUCUUUUUCGUGUUAAUUCUAAACGGUCUCUCCAAUGAACUGGGGAUAUACAAACAGGUGCCCCCGACUACCACUGGGAUUAUCCGCGUGAUUUUUGCCUCUGGCUACACCCUGUUCUCCGGACUCGGCAUGGCCGGAUACAUCUGGGCAUUCCGAGAAUCAUGGUCGGUUGAUGCGGCGCAGUUCGCCUUGACAUGGAUGACCUUUUGGUUGCUUCACAUGGUACACUUUGUCGUUGUCGACACAGCGGCCGCCUUCUGGCCUGUCCCCGUCAUGCCAUUUUUCAUUCUGACCUGGAUUGUUAUCAACUUGUCGAGCUCCAUCAGCCCGCCCGAGCUCAAUCCGGCGUUUUAUCGCUGGGGCUUUGCCCUCCCGGACAACGAGGCAUACGCUCUCCUGACAGACAUUUGGUCCCGCGGUGCAGUCCCCGUGGUCCACCGCGCUCUCCCGAUCUUGUUUUCCUGGCUGCUCGUCGGAUUGGGUACUGCUACCUUUGGUCACUUUCGCCGUUGUCGACUUGCUCGUGAAAAAUGA
Messenger RNA from Fonsecaea nubica, 1488 nucleotides. RefSeq lists its product as hypothetical. Lineage: Eukaryota; Fungi; Ascomycota; Eurotiomycetes; Chaetothyriales; Herpotrichiellaceae. Gene Ontology annotation, cellular component: membrane. The coding region runs from base 1 to 1488 and encodes 495 amino acids. The transcript has a single exon. The record is from RefSeq and is a predicted model, not a curated record.